AUGUCAGCUCAUGAAGGUGUUAGUUGUGAUGCCUGCCAUAAAAGUAAUUUUUGUUACAAGCGCUUUAAAUGUUUAAUCUGUUUUGAUUAUGAUCUCUGUUCAACAUGUUAUGAACAAGACAAUAUAUCAAGUCAACACACAACUGAACACCCGAUGCAAUGUAUCAUCACACGACAAGAUUUUGAUUUGUAUUAUCGUGGUGAAACACACACUCUCGAGUUUCCGCAAUCGUUGACAUGUCCAUUAUGUGGUGAAAUGGGUUUAGCAUUUCCAUAUUUACAAGAUUCAUCCUCCGGAAACAAUCAUCACAAUUCACAAAAUUUAGAUUUAUUUCAACAUCUUCAAAUGAAACAUGCAAAUAAUCAACAAACACACGAUGUGAUUUGUCCAAUUUGUGCUUCGAUGAUUAAUGGUGAUUCAAAUUUUGUAACUGGAGACAUUAUUUCUCAUAUCGCAAAUGAUCAUCAGCAUUCACAAGUGAAUACACCAUCAUCGGCUGGUGGAGCACCGACAGGUUUUCUUCGACAAGCAGUACCAAGUCGAGAUUACGAUUUCGUUUUCGGUGCACGUGGUGGCUUUCGACGUGGUUCAUCAAGGAUCUUUCGUGGACGUGCAGGAAUUGGAAGAGGUGGAAAUUCGGUUAAUCCACACUUGUUAGCUGAUACUUUAUCAGGAUCAUCAUCAUCUACAAAUGGAAACGAUCCAAUCAGCGAUUUUCUUUCGCAAUUAUCCAAUGCACGACGACUUACAACUUCGAACAACACUGGAACGAGUACAAAUCCUUCAUUAUCAUCAGUUUUGAAUACAAUCAAUCUUCAAAGUAUCACUCGUCAACAAUAUGAACGCGAACGCGAACGUUUACGUGCAGCAACUCGUUCACAACAAUCGACAUUAAGUCGAGUCUUGUCUGCUGAUACUGAUAUAUUUGAUUCACUUUUCGAAUCAAAUUUGAAUGAUCAAACAUGGACACAUAUUAAUGCUCCAUCGCAAACAACACCUGACCAAUCAUCACAACCUCCACCUCCCUCCUCUUCCACUAGUUCAAAUACAGAUCCAUCGUUGUUACGUCGUUUGUGUAAUGAAUCUUCAACUUCUUCUAACCAACCAAAUGAAAAAUCGUCGAAAGCGAAAAGUGAUUUUGUACAAAAUUUACUUUUGUCUAGUUUUAUUGAUUCAAUUAAUAAUCAGCCUACUGAAUAA
Messenger RNA from Adineta ricciae, 1200 nucleotides. The record is from the annotation of a GenBank genome assembly. NCBI's taxonomy places the organism in Eukaryota, Metazoa, Rotifera, Eurotatoria, Adinetida, Adinetidae.